Strongylocentrotus purpuratus (purple sea urchin) is the source of this 2629-nucleotide messenger RNA. It is a transcript of the gene naga, whose product is annotated as alpha-N-acetylgalactosaminidase. Gene Ontology annotation, molecular function: alpha-galactosidase activity. NCBI's taxonomy places the organism in Eukaryota, Metazoa, Echinodermata, Echinoidea, Camarodonta, Strongylocentrotidae. The coding region runs from base 111 to 1322 and encodes 403 amino acids. The transcript is spliced from 8 exons. Gene Ontology annotation, cellular component: cytoplasm. The record is from RefSeq and is a predicted model, not a curated record. Gene Ontology annotation, biological process: glycoside catabolic process; oligosaccharide metabolic process; glycosylceramide catabolic process.
AGUGAUCAGUACAGUACAAGUUGACUGUUGAGCUUGUCUGAUUAUACGUCUGGCCGUCAUUUGUUCUAUAUAUUUUACAAAGAAUUUGCAACUUCACCACGAGAGUGAUAAUGUUGAGAGUGAUAUUGAUAUUUGGUGCCCUAUGUGGAUGCAUCUAUGCUCUGGAUAAUGGGUUAGCUAGAACCCCACCGAUGGGAUGGAUGGCCUGGGAGAGAUUCAGAUGUAACAUUGACUGCAAAAAUGAUCCAAAAAACUGCAUCAGUGAGCAGCUGUUCAUGGAUAUGGCAGACCGAAUGGUGGAAGACGGUUACCGUGACGCUGGAUAUGAAUACGUUAACAUAGAUGACUGUUGGAGUUCUAAGCAACGUGAUGCUCAGGGUAGACUUCAAGCUGAUCCGGAUAGAUUCCCCAAUGGGAUCAAAGCACUUGCUGACUAUGUUCACAAGAGAGGUCUGAAGCUAGGUACAUAUGGUGACUAUGGCAACCUGACCUGCGGUGGUUACCCUGGAAGCUUAGGUCAUCUUGAAAUUGAUGCACAGACCUUUGCUGAUUGGGGUAUUGACAUGUUCAAGAUGGAUGGAUGUUAUGCUGAUCCUAAAACCAUGGACAAAGGUUACCCCCAGAUGACAAAAUACCUCAAUCAGACCGGUAGACCAAUCCUCUUCUCAUGUAGCUGGCCAGAUUAUCAACGUGCAAGCGGCAUAGACGUUAAUUACAAACUUAUUGCAGAGAAUUGUAACAUGUGGCGUAACUAUGAUGACAUUCAGGAUUCUUGGGAUAGUGUACUAGGAAUCAUUGAUUACUAUGCUAAGGAACAAGAUACACUAGCCCCAGUACAAGGACCAGGAAGCUUCAAUGAUCCAGACAUGAUCAUUGUGGGAGACUUUGGACUAAGCUAUGAGCAGGCCAAGGCUCAGAUUGCUAUGUGGACCAUCUUUGCUGCUCCUAUGUUGAUGUCUAAUGAUCUACGAACUAUCAGACCAGAGUUCAGAGAGCUUCUUCUUAACAAAGAAGUUAUUGCUAUCAACCAAGACCCAUCAGGACACUUUGGCAAGCGUGUCUUACAGAUCAAUGGAGUUGAUAUCUGGAGAAAGAAUCUAACAAACUGGGAUGAGUACAGCGUUCUAUUCUUCAACCCAAGUCCAUAUAACAAGACCGUUUCUCUCCAACUGGAUCAAAUUGGUUUUACGUAUAUGCUUGGAUACAUGCUUCAUGAUGUCUUUAACCAUCGGGAUAUCGGUCAUCGAGAGAUAUUAUUUCCAUAUGACUACCAAGUACCUGCAAAAGGAGUUUUGCUAACCUACGCAUAUCCAAGUGAAUGAUAAAAUAAAUGCUACGUCUAGAAAGUAAUACGCAUUAGUAAACAUUAUGCGUAUGUUGCUUUGAUUAUGUAUUAUUCUUUCGAAUGUUAUGAGGUUUAAAACAAAUGCUUUAUUUGUAGAACAUUUAAUUCUACGUGCAUUCCCCUGGAGAUUGAUUUUUAAUCUUUCAAAUAAGAACAUGUGAACCCGCAUCCGAUAUUAAUUAGAUUCACCACGAUAAUUUUACUAAAAAUCUGGUUUUCCUUUUGUUAUCAUGAACUGUACAAAUAAAAGUUCUAAUAUCUUCCGUGUUUUGUUUUUUCUUCUGACAUGUCUGAAUUUCCUCCUAACUCACUUACCUCUACUACUCAUUUCAUUUCUUGUAAGUCAUGAUAUUAUGCUUAACGACUCAUUUCUAAUUAAUCAUAGUGCUUGCCGAAAUGCAGCCGCUUUGCAUGAUGACAGGUUUACUCCGAUUAUGUUUUUUUUAUCAACGAUAAAGUUGUGAACUUUAAUUUGAAUACAUUCUCGCGGUGGUCUCUGUUUUAAAUUAAUGUUAUCGAUCACUAUGCAAAAUGGACUAAUAGACCAAAAACAUACGAUGACAAAGUAUGCUUUUGUUUUGUUCAUCUUAAUCUCAGACUUGUAAAUACCUAAGUGAAUGUUUUUAACAAAAAUCACUGCUUCUGCAAAAAUGUAAUAUAAUAACAUAGCGCUAACCAUGUUAACUUGUUCACUUUCUGCCACUCGAAAAUACAAAAAGCAAAUAGAUAACUGUCAUCUGCUCUUGCAAAUUAUUCAGAUUCAGAUUAUUAUUGUUAUGACUUGCAGGAUCGCAAACACUAUCAAGAGAUCAAUCUAAGACCAUUUCAAGCCGUGUGUGUAACUUUUUGAAAUACAUUGUAUGUAAACAUGACAAUGACACAUUCCAUAUAAAAGGAAACAAAAUUUCUUCAGGUUAAAUGAAAGGGUAUGGAAAUUGAUCUAAAGUUGCUUUUUUUUUAAUUCUAUGAGUCUUUGAGAUCGCCUUGAAUGUCUUUUCCUCUGAAUGCAAGCAUUCAUUAAUUAAACCGUCCAUCAAGCUUUCAAUUAAACUUACAGUUUUGUAUAUACUUCUUUUCAACUAAAAUCUGCCUACUUAACAUUUCUAAAUGACAGAAUCCGAAACGAGGCGAAAUCUAAGUCAGUAAAUGGGUAAAACGAUCGUCUUAGGUGUGAGUACUUUGAAAGUAUAAGGGUUAUUUUAAAAUAUUUUUGUUUUGCCCUUCACAUGACAAUUACUAUUCAAUUAUAACAUUCAUGCGAUUUUUGCAUUAAUUGUGCACGCU